AUGGAGAAUGAAAAUCUGAUCCUUUUAUGUAUUUUGCAGGAAGUCAUUGAUUUGACAAAAGACCUCCUGACCUCACAGCCGGCAGAGACUGUUGCCAAAACAAGUGGCUCGGACACAGUUCCUGUGAAGCAUGGCUGGAAAGUGGGAGACAAGUGUCUGGCUAUGUGGAGUCAGGACGGACAGAUUUAUGAAGCGGAGAUUGAGGAGAUAGACCGAGACAACGGCACUGCAGCCGUUACCUUCACUGGAUAUGGGAAUGCUGAAGUGAUUCCUCUACAGAACCUCAAGGCAGUAGAGGAAGGAAAGCUUUUGGAGGAGGAUGGGAGUAUGAAGCCAAAGUCGAGGAAAGAGCAGAUAGCAGAGCAGAGGGAGUAUAAAAAGAAGAAAGCUCAGAAGAAGGUACAGAGGAUGAAGGAGCUGGAGCAAGAACGAGAGGAGCAAAAGUCAAAGUGGCAGCAGUUCAACAACAAAGCCUACUCAAAGAACAAGAAAGGCCAGGUGAAGAGGAGCAUAUUUGCAUCUCCAGAAAGCGUCAACGGAAAGGUGGGAGUGGGAACGUGUGGUAUUGCAGACAAGCCUAUGACCCAAUACCAUGACACGUCCAAAUACAAUGUCAGACAUCUAAUGCCACAAUGACCUGAUAUGACCUGUACAUAAUAGUCCACUGUAUACUAGCUGUAUCAGUGCUUUCCAUUGUGUUUAUACAUGAUUUAAGUUUCUCGAGUAAAGUAAGUGCUUGCACACCAAUGUUUUGAAAUAUUGUUGUAGUUUCAUAUAUAUAUAUAUAAUAUUAUUAUUAUUAUUAUUAUUAUUAUCAUUAUUAUUAUUAUUGUUAGGCACAACAAAUAAAAUCCAUAUGAGGGACUUGCCCUCCAUUGGAGCAAGGUCAUCUAUUAUGUAAGAAAAGGAAAUGGUGUUUUAGAAAAGCCAUAGAGUUUGCUGUUUGUCCACUGAGGCCAAAUACCAUCUGUUUUAUUUAUAAACAUGCGCCUGUAGAUGUGGUUUUUGCAUUUGAGGCUGGAUUUUAAACAUUAACGUGUUCUAGGAAAGUCUGAAUUAAUAAUGGUGUUGAUUUUGAGUUGGCUGAAUUUAAGUUUUCCCUCAUGUACAUAUAACAGUGAAAUAAACAUUGUUUUCAGUUUUU
This is a messenger RNA of Pundamilia nyererei, 1144 nucleotides long. RefSeq names its product survival motor neuron domain containing 1 (gene smndc1). Gene Ontology annotation, cellular component: precatalytic spliceosome; cytoplasm; nucleus. Gene Ontology annotation, biological process: regulation of alternative mRNA splicing, via spliceosome; mRNA processing. The record is from RefSeq and is a predicted model, not a curated record. Gene Ontology annotation, molecular function: RNA binding. NCBI's taxonomy places the organism in Eukaryota, Metazoa, Chordata, Actinopteri, Cichliformes, Cichlidae.